Molecule: messenger RNA, 689 nt
Organism: Cavia porcellus (domestic guinea pig)
Lineage: Eukaryota; Metazoa; Chordata; Mammalia; Rodentia; Caviidae
Gene: Insl5
Product: insulin like 5
Exons: 2
Coding region: 64-471 (135 amino acids)
Biological process (GO): positive regulation of feeding behavior
Cellular component (GO): extracellular region
Molecular function (GO): hormone activity; G protein-coupled receptor binding
Source: RefSeq, a predicted model, not a curated record
GGGUGGCCUCAGGACACAUUGGGCCGUGCACCACAUCGGGGAUUCCCGCUGGGCCUGGACAGAAUGAAGGGCUCCAAGCUGGCUCUGGUCAUGCUCUGUGUCCUGUUCGCCAUCCCCGAGGCGAGGAGCAAGGACACGGUGAAGCUGUGCGGGCUAGAGUACGUGAGGACAGUGGUCUACAUCUGUGCCACCUCCCGCUGGAGGAGGCAGGCCGAGGGGAUUCCGCCAGCUCUGCAAGCUGAGAAAAGAAACUCCUUCCUGCCUCCAGACAGACAUGAGGCUUCGGAGGAAAACCCAGCCCGCAGCCUUGCCGAGGUGGAUUUCUCAGGAGAGGAGCUUGUUCGGGAGGGACGGAUGCCUGUGCAGGCGCUCCGGCGGGCAGAGAAGCGUUCAGUGAUGUUGAGAAGAGAUCUGCGAACUCUGUGCUGCACCACCGGCUGCUCCAUGACCGAGCUGAGCGCUCUUUGCUAGGCAGACAUAGAGUGCGUGGACACAGCUCCAGCCCUGGCUUACCCACCCUUUACCCAAGCCCUGCACGCAAGUGAUGGCUUGGAAAUAGGCGGCCCUUCCCUAAAAUGUGGCUGAGACCACAACAAAGCCUGUCUUCUCCCUUUGCCAAGGUGAAUGCUCUCUUCUUUCCAAAUUUUAGCUCUUGUUGUGAGAUUGCAAUAAAGAUACAAUUAAAUCAA